Folsomia candida is the source of this 1637-nucleotide messenger RNA. RefSeq names its product alpha-tocopherol transfer protein. NCBI's taxonomy places the organism in Eukaryota, Metazoa, Arthropoda, Collembola, Entomobryomorpha, Isotomidae. Gene Ontology annotation, cellular component: membrane. Gene Ontology annotation, molecular function: phosphatidylinositol bisphosphate binding. The record is from RefSeq and is a predicted model, not a curated record. The transcript is spliced from 7 exons. Bases 169 to 1032 code for a protein of 287 amino acids.
CAAUCUCACCCAUUCAGUCAGUUGUUGAGCUUUGUCCAGGUGUAGGUAUACGGAUUUUUUAAUCAACCACGAAUCAAACUCAUUGUUCAUUAAGCUCUCUCCGAGCCAAUUUUAAAUCAAUUAAAUUGAUUUAAAUCCGAUUUCAAGAAAUUUUCAGCGAGUUUGAAAAUGAGCAAAUCAAAAAAAUCUGGAGGAAACAGAAGGCGAUCGAUUCCAACCUCAUCAACGUCGCAACAUGAAGACCAUACGAGCCGUGAAACCCUUUGUCUGAAAGAGCUGAAGCUUUUAAUUAAAGAAUCAGACGAGCAAGACUUGGCUGAUUUUGGACCUUUUCUCAAUGAUCGUUUUCUUCUACACUUUGUGCGUGGACGAAAAUUUCGAGCGAAAGAAGCUUUCGCGACGCUUAAAAAUUAUAUAAAAGUUCGAAGAGAUAAAUUCCCAGAAAUCUUUAAACCACUCCAACCUUCAAAAUCCCUCAGACAUAAAAAUAUUGCCAAAAUUUUAAAGAACAAAGACGAUCAAGGCCGUCUUGUAAUCAUCGGGUACACCAAACAUUGGGACCCCAAGACUUGUCCUGCAGAUGAUUUAAUAGGAGAGAUUUCACUCUACAUAGAUGAGCUUAUGAAUAUUGAGGACGUGGAGCGACUGGGCAUCGUUUUAAUUCUAGACUUAUCUGGAUACGGUUUGAAACACGCUAAAAUAGCCACACCCUCUCAAAUGCACAAACUUGUCAGCAUAUUCCAUAGUGCAUGCCCAGUGAGACUGAAGGGUCAGCAUAUAAUCAACGAAAUGUACUUAUUCAGCGUUGUGGCCAAAUCACUGCUGAAACUUCUUCCGCACAAGAUUCAGAAUAGGCUGCAUUUCCACUCAACCAAUAUGGUAUCUCUGCACAAAUUCAUUAACCCUGAUAUUUUACCAAAGUCGUUGGGUGGGAAAUUAUCAGAGGAAGAUGCGCUAAUGGAUUUAACCGAGUUGGAGAAAAAAAUUCGCUCAAAUGAAAAUUAUUACAAACAGUUAUCCGAAAAAUUAUAGGUCCUGGAACGACCAAGUUGUAAGUGGUUCUGCCAGUAGUGCAGUACUAUCAUCUUGGAGUGAUCAGAACUAAUUAGUACGUUCGUAUUUCACGAGAUUAUUUUUAUUUCCAUGUUUCUAUAAAGUUUUACAAGCUGGAACUUCCAGAGUGACGCGCUACACCGGAUUGAUAAUAACUGGAGGAAGUGAAGGGAUCUAUUUACAAUUUUAUGCUUCAUUCUUAAUGUCUCAAUUACAGUUAAUUAUUUUUCAACCAUGAAUUUGAUGCAUUAUUUGAAUGAAUUAAUAUUUCUGAGUUCAACGAGUUUUAAAUACCUACAACAAUGAAUAGGGAAAGACUGAAAUAAAGAUAUUCAUGAAAUAUAUAACACAACACUCAUGUACUCAAAAACCGAACAUCUUUUAAUACAUAUAUAUAGGUUGUAAAUACAUGUAUUAUGUAUUUAUUUAGUAGAAUAGAAAUUACUAAAAUUUAUUGUUUUGUUUGCGCUCAAAAUAAUUGUGUAUCUAUAAACGUAAUAAUUCUACAUUUAUGGACUUUUCCUCUGACACAUCCAUAUCAUCGCUAUUCUUAGAACAGAACAUAAUAAACAUUGACCAACUAA